Rotaria sordida is the source of this 603-nucleotide messenger RNA. NCBI's taxonomy places the organism in Eukaryota, Metazoa, Rotifera, Eurotatoria, Philodinida, Philodinidae. The record is from the annotation of a GenBank genome assembly.
AUGCUGUCUUAUUCAACAGUAAUAUUUAUUACCAUUAUUUGUGGUUUUCUUAUACCAUUGAGUGAACAACAAUAUACACCAGAUUGGAAAUCAUUGGACUCACGUCCACUACCUGCAUGGUACGAUGAGAGUAAGAUAGGUAUCUUCAUUAAUUGGGGUGUAUAUAGUGUUCCAUCGAUUGGAUCUGAAUGGAUGUGGUGGCUAUGGAAAGGAGACAAACCAAAUGUCAACAUUGUUGCUUUUAUGAAUAAUAAUUAUCCAACCGACUGGACAUAUGCAGAUUUUGCUGAACAAUUUCAUGCGGAACUUUAUGAUCCCAAUGAAUGGGCCGAUAUUUUUGCUGCAGCCGGUGCAAAAUAUAUUGUUUUCGAUAGCAAGCAUCAUGAAGGUUUUACAAUGUGGCCAUCCAAAUAUUCAUUCAAUUGGAAUGCUAUGGAUGUUGGUCCAAAACGUGAUUUACUCGGUGAACUGGCGAAUGCUAUUCGAAAUAGAACUGAUAUUGUUUUUGGUCUUUAUCAUUCAAUGUUUGAAUGGUUUCAUCCAUUGUAUUUGACAGAUAAAAAUAAUAAUUUUCAAACGCAAUUCUUUCCAAAUGUAUGUUAA